AUCCGCUGAGCGUGCUGAAAGGAAUACAAGUCGCCUUUUGUGCUCGAAGGGUUUUAUAGUGUUUAUAUCUAUUUAUGGUGUUUUAUGGUCAGUCAUAUGGGACCAGGUGCAUAGAUAAGCAAGCUGAUCAUGUUUUUUCUAUCAUAUCCUACCCUAGCCCACAGUGUGCAGCUACAGACCAAACCUCCCUUUACACACAAUCAUUUAAUCAUCAAGGUUAACUUGUGUAUUGAUUUCGGUCGGAAUGAGUUGCCAUGCAGACAGACAGACAGAGACUGGGAGGGCUCCUCCGCGACUCUCCCCCUCCCCGCAGUGAAAGCGGAACUAAAGUGAAGUCAUGUGACUUCCACUCGGGACCUGAUUAGGGAACGGACUGUUUACCUUCCGCUGCGGACAGAUGCGGUGGAGUGAUGCCCGGCUCGCCCUCUCAAAAUGUACUCGCACGGCUCAGAGAGUUUAAUCAAACAAGCACGGGACAUUCAGGAAGCUGAGCUGAAGAAGUUUUACAGGAGAUUGGCGAAGCUGCUCCAAGGGAAGGAGUUGGGCCAUGAGGCGAUGGACUCGCUGCAGCGGCUGCACCUCAUCCUCUCUGCCACCAAGUUCACCAGGACUUUGCCCGCGGAGCUGCAGAAGGGGCUUUUACCUCUCCUCUCCUCACCGGUGGAGCAGCUCCAGCUGCUGAGCUCGGCCGUACUCAGGGAAACACUGCCCCUCUCUGGGGAGGAACUGAACUACACCCAGGAGGACGUCCUUCAGUUGAACAGCCACACAGCCGCCCUGCUGCUCUCGCAGGCCGGAUCCAGGGCUGAUUUGUCAUCUCUAUGCGCUCAGCUCCUUCGCAGCCUGGAGAGCCGUCAAUCAGAUGGUCCGACGCAUUCGCUCAUGCAAACUCUGCCGAUCCUCAACACCAUCAUCACACACAGCCCAGAGUGCCUCACUGAAGAUCACCUGACCCUACUGAGUAAAAAGAUUGUUGAUUGGCUGCGUUAUGCGAGCAUCACACAGGGAGGUGGUGCUUCCUCUGGAGGAUUCUUCACAGGACCCAGGUCACGUCAGCCGGUACCUACAGCGGAGCUGGAUGGGACGGUGUCUGGGGAUUUCUUCACUGUGCUGUGUGUGGGUCAAGGCUUCACCGACGACCAGUGGAUGAAUGUUUACUCCUUUUCGAUGCUGCGCCAUUGGCUUCUCACCUACCACUCUGUUCCUAGUGGCAGCACCAUCGCAGAUGCUGCAUCUCCAGCAAACAGGCCACAGCUCAGCUUCUCUCUCUCCCACUCCCACUCAUUUUCUAAUGAUGACCGCUCGGAGGUGGACGGCUCAGUCGUAUCCAUGGUUUCUGCAACUUCCUCCUCCAGCCGACUGCUGCCUCCGAAGGAGCGUCUGAGGGAGAAGGCCUUCCAGUACUGCCUGCGCCUCAUCGAACAGAGCGAUCGCAAGGCACUCAAGAGGACAGAUACAGAGCUGCAGAAAGCGUGUCUGGUGGAGGCAGUGUGUAUCCUGGACUGUGUGUGUGUGGAGGACACCUCGCUGGUCUACCGGACAUUCCCGUGUGUAAAGGCGCUUUUUGGUCGGCUCAGCUCAGACCUGACAUUUGCCAGAGUCCUGCUGCCCAUUGCACAAUUCUACCUCAACCACGGUGAAAUGGCGGCAGUGGACUGUGAGAGUGUGUGGAAGUUGGUGUUUGGCCGGUUCCCCGCCGAGCUGUUCAACAGCCCCUUUCUCGCACAUGAGCUGCUGCGCUUCCUGCGACUGAACCUUGAGAGCUUGCAGCUCAGAGUUCCAGAGUAUACCCGCUCAUUCCCCAACCUGCUGAAGUUCUUAGCGUGGGACAGCCCGGCUGUGGUGGAUGACUUUGUUGAUCUGCUGCCCUCUCUGGUGACGGCUGAAACUGCUGUGGAGCUGCUCCAUACAAUGCUGGACCUGCCCUGUCUCUCUGCCACACUGCUCUUGCAGCUCAGGUCAACAUGCUCGCCCAUCUCCGAGCCAGGCGGCCGCGGCCUCCUGUCACUGGAUGCAUUUAGAAGCGCCUCCCUCAGAGGCCUUUUCCUGUACCUGCUUCGAACGGAAGCUGGAUCAGGUGACACUAUUGACAGACUGAGCACGCUGCACGAGCUGCUGGCGGAGGCGGCUGAUUGGCCGAGGGUGGUUCAGUGUGCCCAGACUGUCCCUGUGCUGUUGCACAUUUUCUUCAGCGCAGUCGUUAUGAUAGCUGACGAGAAGCUUUCGGCCCAUUUGAUUCUGGUGAUGCUGGAGAGAAGCAGCCUGCUCCUCAACAUCCCUACAUACAUCAAAGAGAUACACAGGGUGUUCAGCUGCCACCUGCUCAGGCUGUGCAAGCUCCGCCCCUCUCUGGUGGUGGACCAGUCUCAUGAGUUGCUGGAGUUUGCUGGAACCACAGCCAAUGUCUACAGCAAAGACGAAAUCUACACACAUGUGGUGUGGGCGCUGGGAGAGUACCUCUCCGUUUCAUCUGACUCUCGCUGCUCCGUGCGGCUCAUCACUUCCUGUUUCGAGGCGUUGGAGGCGGUGCUGUUUGAAAUAACAUCAUCUGCCCCGCCACCUGGAGCGGCUUGCCCUGUCCCUCGAGUCAUCACCACUCUGAUGAGUGCUCUUGCCAAGCUGGCGUCACGGUCACAUGACCUCAUCCCCAGGGUUUCUCUGUUCCUCUCCAAGCUGAGAACAGUAACCAGAGGGGGAUCGGUGGCCUGGUGCACAGAUGAGGAGGAUCUAGUUGCCAUAGUAAUGCGAGGAGAGGAGUUGUGGUCGCUGCUGAAGACCCCCGGUGUGGCUCAGAGUGUCCUGACCCCGCCUCCACAUGUCACCACACCACAGUGGCACCGAGAUACCAACUUGUCCAUGCCGUUGCAACUGCGAACCCUCACCAGCCUCACACACACACAGUGACACACACAUGCACACCACACUUCACCUUGCAUUGGCAUCUAGACAUGCAUCAGAGUAAAAAAACAAAAACAGAGCCCUUGAUGAAUGGGCAUCUCAAUGAAUGCUGUUUGAUUUUUGCACAUUAAUUUUGUAAAUAAAUUAUGAUAUUUGAUUGAAA
Messenger RNA from Scophthalmus maximus (turbot), 3061 nucleotides. RefSeq names its product adaptor related protein complex 5 subunit zeta 1 (gene ap5z1). NCBI's taxonomy places the organism in Eukaryota, Metazoa, Chordata, Actinopteri, Pleuronectiformes, Scophthalmidae. Bases 433 to 2904 code for a protein of 823 amino acids. Gene Ontology annotation, cellular component: AP-5 adaptor complex. The record is from RefSeq and is a predicted model, not a curated record. The transcript has 18 exons.